Chinchilla lanigera (long-tailed chinchilla) is the source of this 2330-nucleotide messenger RNA. It is a transcript of the gene Rnd3, whose product is annotated as Rho family GTPase 3. Gene Ontology annotation, biological process: small GTPase-mediated signal transduction. NCBI's taxonomy places the organism in Eukaryota, Metazoa, Chordata, Mammalia, Rodentia, Chinchillidae. The record is from RefSeq and is a predicted model, not a curated record. Gene Ontology annotation, molecular function: GTPase activity; GTP binding.
GUUCUCCAUACUAUGACAACGUCCGGCCCCUCUCCUACCCAGAUUCGGACGCUGUGCUGAUCUGCUUUGACAUCAGUAGACCUGAGACUCUGGACAGUGUCUUGAAAAAGUGGAAGGGUGAAAUCCAGGAGUUUUGUCCCAAUACCAAGAUGCUCUUGGUUGGCUGCAAGUCUGACCUGAGGACGGAUGUUAGUACAUUAGUAGAGCUCUCAAAUCACAGGCAGACACCGGUGUCAUAUGAUCAGGGGGCAAAUAUGGCCAAGCAGAUUGGUGCAGCUACUUAUAUUGAAUGUUCAGCUUUACAGUCAGAAAACAGCGUCAGAGACAUUUUCCACGUGGCCACCUUGGCGUGUGUAAAUAAGACAAAUAAGAACGUUAAGCGGAACAAGUCACAGAGGGCCACAAAGCGGAUCUCACACAUGCCGAGCAGACCGGAGCUCUCGGCAGUUGCUACGGACUUAAGAAAGGACAAAGCAAAGAGCUGCACUGUGAUGUGAACCUUGCGUUACCUUUAAUGAGGACAAGUGAAUCUAGUGUAAAAACAGGAGCAAAACAAGCAGGUGAACCCUGAAAGAAGUGCACAGCCAAAGCCACGUACACCGCAGACUCAGGAGGCCCCGAGAGGACACCGGUCUCCGUGGGAUCCUGUCCUUCGACUCGGCACGCAGCCCGAGUGCUGAGAAGUGAAUACGUUGAAGUGUUUUGUAGUGUGACUUGAAAAGUAUGCCAAAAAGGAGCGGUACAGAUGGGCUAGAGGUGGGGGAGGGGGGAGGCGAGUACCUCCAAGAAGAAAAUCCCCCUCCGAGCGGUGCUUGCGUUUUGUUUGUUUUGUUUUGCUGUUUUCUUGUUACAUUCUAUUCAUGGAUCUCUACUUUGAUUUAAUUUUUAAAUGUUUUAAUCUCCUUCACAAAAAAUAUAUAUUAAUAUACCAUCUCAUGGGGGAACUGGCACUGUGACCUUAGCAUUUAGUUUUCUAGAGGAUGUGAUCUAAUUUCCACCUAGCUCAUCAUUAAAAUGGAAAUUGUAUCAGGCCCCGUGGGAUUGCAGAGGGAAGCUUCAUGAGGCCUGGGAAUCGUGCCCUCCUGAAGAUGACUGCUGAGGGAGAUGGUUCUAAAGAAGGGCGUUGCGGCCUUGCAGGAUGUGUAGAUCAGCACGACAGAGAUUGCAUAGGUCAAAUAGAGAAAAGUGUUGAUUUUCUUCAGUCUGAUGGUUCUGUCCCUAAUCGUGAUCAUCUUUAACAAGUGGUAAAUUGCUCAAUGUAAUAUUUUUGUGCGCUGUUUAGAAAAGAGGGUGUGUGAGUUUUGUGUUGCCAUUGUUGAUGAAAAUGCAAAGUCAAAUAAAAGUGUCUUUGUGUCAUAGAAUGAUCCAAGGGAGAAAAACUUAGGUACUGUUUUCACCAGGAGAGCUAAUGAAGGAAGGAGUAGUAACAGAAAGCACAGUUUGUGAGGAAAGGUGUCAGGAAAUACGCUACCAAAUGCACGAAGCAGAAGGAUCUUAUUUUGAGAUGAAGCUCCAGUUGGCAGCAUCCAAUGGUCUGUUGGUUUAUUUCACUUUCCUUAAGUGAACAUCCAUCUGAGAAGGACCCACUUACCGAGCUUUAGGGAAUCCUUAGUAAAAAAUUAUAUGAUGCCAGGACAUUACACUAGGACGUUUCUUUUUUUCUUUUUCUUUCUUCCUUUCUUUUUUCUUCUUUUUUUUGAAGGGCAUUUCUGAGAGAAAUUGCUAAGACCCACUUAACCAGAUUCACCCAGGGUCCAGGUUUAAAACUCAAUCUUUGUUGUUACAUGAAAUAAUCAACAUUUAAAAUAGUUUACAGAUAGGUUGUUGACCCAUCCCAUCUAGGGAUUCCUUCAGAGAAGAAGCCAGAUCUGACUUGGUUAUUGUUGGUGCUUGUUAAAAACGAGCUUUCUUUCCAAUGAUAAUGCUUCAUUUUUGAAGUCUUGAAGCUGUGCUCCCGUUAAGUUGUGGCAGGAGAGUAGAUUAAGGUAAUUACAACACUCAGUUCCGUGUCAUACAAGCACUUUGUUUUGUCCGCAAGAAAAUAUCAUUUGAGUCAUUUCCCACAGAAUACAGACAUUUUCCCAACAUAAUAUCCUUUGAUUGAUGCAGAUUAUGCUUUGGGCAGUAUUACAAAAUAGCUGGCAAGUGCUUUCUGUAUUUAAAUAUUGUAAAAAGAAAAUAAGUUAUAACUGUUAUAAAGAAGAACUUUCGUUGCAUUUUUUAAGAACCGUUGAAGUCACUUUGUAUGUUUGUUUGGUCAAUGUUUCUGCAGUAUUUAUUAAAACAUACUUUUCCCCUUCGAAUAAAAAGUAACCAUGUCUUUGUCUAAA